This is a messenger RNA of Malassezia vespertilionis, 3342 nucleotides long. RefSeq names its product Rho guanine nucleotide exchange factor (gene TUS1). The transcript has a single exon. NCBI's taxonomy places the organism in Eukaryota, Fungi, Basidiomycota, Malasseziomycetes, Malasseziales, Malasseziaceae. The coding region runs from base 1 to 3342 and encodes 1113 amino acids. The record is from RefSeq and is a predicted model, not a curated record. Gene Ontology annotation, molecular function: guanyl-nucleotide exchange factor activity.
AUGCCGAGGCCGCCGCUCGAUGGCGGCCCGGGAGCCAUGUCCGCGAUGGACGAAUUGCUUUGCGCUGUAAAUGAAUCGAUUGAGGCGUGUGCGCUUGACACGGAAGUGCCGCACGGCGUGCCUGUGCACACAGAGAGACCGAUAUCCGUGCGCAAAUCCAGCACGCCAACGUUGCCGUCGGAUAUGCCGCGGCGUCCUCUUCCCAAGAUCCCAUCGAGGUCCGUGUCGAGUGACUCACAUAUGCCGCCUGUGUAUGCGGAUCACUCGAUACCGACCUUGCAUGCCGCACAAACAGAGAUUGCGCCGCAAGGGAUCGGCGCAGCACACACGCGCCCUGAAAAAGCCGAACCGCCUCCCGACUAUGCACUGCACUCCAUGCCAUUUGCUGGCGCAUGCGCAGCACAUGAAUUCGAUGCGGCGGCGCUUUUGCAAGGCACCGCCGUCGAUAUGUCGCGCCUCUCGCAGAUUGCGCAGCUGCUCAGCUGCAUGAUGCAACGGCACCCCUUGAUCAAAGGCAGCGUCGUCUACCCCCUCAGCUUUACCGGGCGCAUGAUGGUAAGUACGAUCGAGUCCAUGAUCCAGCAGUACCUGGAUACAAUGCUGCAGCACCCGUUUGUGGUUCCUCCCGCGUACCUGCACUACCUCUCCACGAGCAUUGCCCGCUCGCUCAAGACGCAGCUUUUUGUCCACGAGGCUGACUGGGACGAUCAUCCAUUCACAUGUGGCGUCGGCGAGGUGUACAUGUUUUUUGCAGACAGUGCGACUGCAGAAAAGCUGGGACACAGCGCCUGCACGCGCCAACUGGCAACAGACUUGUUCGAGGCGCAGCCGCACGCACGCACCACGCUUUCUACAUCGGCAGCUGCUGCGUGCACAACCGCGCCGUGGGCGGAUCUGCCUACGGGCGUAUUUGCGCCGCUCACGCGGUGCUACAGCCCCACAUGUGCACAGAUGCACGCCCCUGGAACAACGUGUUAUUCGUCUACGUGCGCCAACGCGGGCCGUGGCUUUCAGCACAACGCCGUGCCAUUUGACGCGACCAGUGAAGAAGCACCGAGCGGCGCAGAGUCGUGGGUCGAGACUGUCCCCGCCGAGAUUGUCGCGACCAUCCCCACAGCCCAAGUGUCGCGUCAGAAUGCCAUGCACGAAUUUAUCCAAAAAGAAACGAGUUUCUUGCACGACCUCGAGCUGCUCGAAAAGUUUGCGACGCAGCUGCGCGAGCUGUGCGCGACGCCCAUGGCCCCCCUCUCCAUUCACACGCUCGACGCGUUUCUUGCCGACGUAUUUGGCAACUAUUCAGCGCUCACAAACCACAUUUCUGCCUUUAUCGACCGCUUGCACGAGCGCCAACGGGAAGAAUACCCCAUGGUCGACACCAUCAGCGAUAUUCUCGUCGACGCCGCGCUUGAGUGGGGCUCUGUAUACACUACCUACGUCCAGCACUAUCCAUGCGCGCUCCAUCGCUUGAAGCGCGAGAUCGCGGCGAAUCCGCGCAUGAGCAAGUUUGUGGACAGCUGCCGCAGGGAUCCUGCGGCCCACCGACACCCCCUGGACAACUUUUUAUUCCGUCCGCCCGCACGUCUGCAGCGCUACCACCUGCAUCUGGAAUCCAUCUUGAAAUACACCGAGUCAGAAGAAGACCGCGAAAAGCUGCAGCUCGCGAUGGAGAUCAUUGACGAGCAGUGCAAGGUCGCGCAAGUCGGCGUGGAAUCUGCCGAGCAGCGCUUGCAACUGCUGCAGUACGCACAGCAGCUGGUCCCGAAAACGAGCGACGUAUACACAAAUAUGUACCUCCAGGAUCCUAAACGCAAGCUCAUCUUCUAUUCCAAUGUACUCCGCCGCCCCGACGGGUUCGAAUUCGAGUGGGUGAACAUGGUCGCGAUCUUGCUGGACAAUGUGUUUGUCCUUGCCAAGCGCAAGCAAGAAAGCACAGAAGACCAAGGGGGUGCAGAGGAGCGCUUCGUCUACUACCGCAAGCCCAUUCCCAUUGCGUGCUUGGACAUGGCCGAUUUCAACGAUCCGCCGCUCACCCGCGGCCCGUUGAGUCGGCGCUGGAUGACAACCGACGCAAAUUUGUAUCCGUUUCUUGUGCGCCAUCGAUUCUCGCGCGAGUCCGUGACGUUGUACGUGCCCACUGCCGAGCUGCGCGCCGAGUGGGCCACCAAGUUUGCCCAAGUGCGCCACUUACAAAGCGCGCGGUCCGAGCAGGAGCGGCUCUUUGUAUCGCUGCCUCUUUCUGCCGACACCUUUGCGUCGUCCUGGAAACCCGCCGAGGCUCCCCAGGAGCUCGUUCACGAUCACGGAUGGGCAUUUGUGGACGUGGCAUGCGCAAGUGCCUUUCGCUUGGCCGACGGCACGAACAUGCUCGCGAUCGGCACCUCGGAAGGCGUAUGGAUUGGACUGCACGGCGAGCCAGCGUCGCUGGCCAAAGUGCUGCACUUGCGAAAUGUGACGCAGUGUGCACUUAUGACGCAGUGCAAUCGGUUCCUCGUGCUCGCGGAUCGAUCGCUGGUCGUGUACGACAUGGAGGCACUUGUGCCGAGCCAGGGCAUCCCGUCUAGUUUUGCGCCGUUUAAGCUGAGUGGAAACCGCGACGUGCUAUUUUUUUCCGUGGGCAUGAUGGACGGAAAAGAAACGCUUGUGUACGGCAAGCGCAGGACAAACGAGACGAGCAUUCGCAUCCUCCAGCUCCAGCUCACGCCCAUUCCCCGGCCUGGGCGCGGCUGGCGAAAAAAGCACACCGCCAACACGGAUGGCUCCACGGAUUUCUGCGAGGUGCUAAAAUUUUAUGUGGGAUACGAAGCAACCAAUGCCCAGUUCCUUCCAGACGGGCUGAUGGUGUCGUCGUGGCGCGGAAUGCAGCGUUUUCGCUUUGCCUCGCGCACGCUGGAGCCGUGGCCGUUGGUGAAAAGCAAUGCGCGCGAGGAUGCGGUGUUGUGGGCGCUGCUCAAGCAGUGGGAGAGUGCCAAGGCGCUCUGCGCUUAUGCCAUGCCGGGCGGCACUCUCCUUCUUUGUUACGAUCGCUACGGCGCCCAUGUCGACGCACAGGGCUACCCAAUCGUAUCGGAUGUCGUGCUGGAAUGGGAGGGCAAGGCACAGCGUGUGGUGGUGUAUGGCAACUAUAUUCUUGUAUUUUGCGCUGCAUUCAUCGAGGUCCGGUGCCGCAGCACGGGCGAGCUUUGUCAAUUGAUUGCAGGGCGCGACAUCAAGCUGCUUUCGCGGCACGAUGCGGUGCUUUGCGAUCCAGCAGUGCGGGAGCCGCUUUUGUUUGUGCAGCGUGUCAAGUCAGAGGCGAUCCGGGAAGAUGUACAGUGUGUGUAUGAGUUGGUGUUGCAAGAAUAG